AUGAGGCCCCGCGCCAUCACCUCCGCGAGUCGCGCGGAGUACGACUACGUGGCGCCGCAGACGCAGGUCAUCGCCACUGGCGCGGCGACGCCGCUGACCUGCGCGGCGCGGCCGGCGCCGCCGUUCCUCGGCGACUCGCCGGCCAUCGUCGCGGCGGCCGUGGCCGCCGCGGCGCCGCCGCCGUCGCCCGUCGUCGUCCGGCCGCCGCCGAGGCCGCGGUCGGCGCCGGCGCCGCCGCUGGCGCCGCCGCGGGACGUCGCGCAGCGCGUCGCGGCGCUCGCGGGCCAGGCCGCGGCGCUCGACGCGCUGGCGGCGCGGCUCGACGCGCUCAGCGGCCGCAAGGAGGCGCCCGUCGGCGCGAGCGUCGGGUCCGCGGCGCGGGAGCUCGUGGACUCCGUCGCGCGGUCGCCCGUGCGCGGCACGGCGCCCCUCGAGGCGUCGCUGGAGGACCUGGCCGCGGCCGCGGACUCCGCGGACGCGGCGACGUUCGGGUCCAUGUGCGAGACGCUCAUCGACGUCGACGGCCUCCUGCGGCGCGCCGACGGCGUCGACGACCCGGGCCUGACGGCCGUCGACGUGCCCGCCUGGGCCCGGGGCGACGACGCGGGCUGCCGCGACCGCCUGCUCGCGGAGCGCGCCGUGCACCUGCGGCAGAUUCGGGCGCUCCUCGCCGUCAACGGCCGCCUCGAGGCCGAGCUCGAGAGUCUCCGGGCGUCGCGCGCGCCGGACGAGGCUCCGGCGGCGGACGACGCGCCGCCGACGGCGCGCGUCUUGGACGCCGCGUUCCGCGAGGAGGGCGGCUCGGUCCGCGGCUCGGUCCGCGGCUCCGACGGCGGCUCCGACGGCGGCUCGGACGGCGGCGCGUCGGAGGACGACGACGGGGGCGGCCUCCGCGCGCGCGUCGCCGUGCUCGAGGACGCCCUCGAGGACACGACGGCCCAGCUCGGCGCCGUCGCCGAGGUCGCCAAGGACGCGCGGGCCGCGCUCGACGCCGCGAGCGAGCGGCUCGCGCGAUCCGAGAAGGCGCGCGCGGAGCUGUCCGCGCGGCUCGUCGACGAGGCCGGCGACUGGGAGGCGGACGUCGCGCGCGCGGAGCGCGACGAGGCCCGGCGCUGCGCCGCCGAGGCCGAGGCCAUGGCGCGCGAGGAGCUGGACCAGUGGCGGCGCGCCUCGGGCGUCGCCGCGCGGUCCGCGCCGGCGAGCGUCGUCGGCGUGUCGCGGACGCCGCCGCGCCGCGCCCUCGAGGACGCGGCGACGAGCCCCGUGGACUGCGCGACGAGCGAGACCGCGUCCGACGCGGCGACGGCGACGAGCCCCGAAAACGCCGCGUCUUUCGACGCGGCGACGGCGACGAGCCCGCGGCGGAGCUCCGAAGCGGCGACGGCGACGAGCCCGCGGCGGAGCUCCGAAGCGGCGACGGCGACGAGCCCGCGGCGGAGCUCCGAAGCGGCGACGGCGACGAGCCCCCGGCGGAGCUUCAAGGCCGUCGCGACGGCGGCGACGGCGACGAGCCCGCGGCGGAGCUUCGCCGUGGGCACCCAGUCGGCGGCGGACGUCGCCAGCGCCGCGACGGCGACGAGCCCGAAGCGGAGCUUCGCCGUGGCGACGCAGUCGGCCGCGGACGUCGCGGCGGCAGAGAGCCAGUGGAGCCCCCGCGGCGACUUUUUGGCCGCGGCCGCCUGCCAGUGGAGCGACGACGACGACGACGGCGAGGGGCCCGCCGGGCGGUCGGCCCUCGCGGACGCGGCGCCGGAGGCCGCGGCGGAGGCGCUCGGCGACGCGACGGGCCGCCACCUCGCGCGCGCGCUGGGCGGCCGCGGCGACUGCGGCGCCGACGCGCUCGCGACGAAGCGCAGCGCGCUGCUGCUGAAGCGGCCCCGGGGCACGGCGCACCAGCGCCACAGCCGCGUGCUCCACAACCUGCAGGUCGCGGGCGCGCAGGCCGUCGACGCGCGCGCGGCCCUCGCGGAGCUGCUGCCCGAGGGGGCCCGGAGCCUGCGCGCCGCCGUUAUCACCCGCGCCCCGGCGCCCUUCUCCACCGCCGCCGUCGCCCCGCGCGACGAGGAGGCGGAGUGGGAGGCCGCCUUCCUCGAAGCCACGGACGUCGUCAGCGGCGACAGCGACCACACGGAGUCGAGCGAGGCCCUGCGCGCGCUCGUCAAGAGCGGCCUCCUCAAGCACACGGACCUGCGGGACCGGCCGGACCGCUUCUUCAAGGCCCACCGGCUCCUCGCGCGCCACGCGGUCCGCGAGGGCCCCGGGUUCUGGAUCCGCUUCACGGUGCACUACAACCUCUGCUUCGGCACCGUGCUCGCGGUCGGCGGGCCGGAGCAGGUCGCGGCCAUGGCCGACGUCGAGGCUCAGGGCCAGCUCGGCUGCUUCGCGCUGACGGAGCGCCUCGCGGGCGUGCAGUCCGGGUUGGUGGUGGAAACGACAGCGACGUACGACAAGGAGUCGAAGGAGUUCGUGCUCCACUCGCCGAGCGAGGGGUCCCUCAAGAACUGGAUCUCCCAGGGCCACGUCGCGGACAAGGCCGUCGUCCUCGCGGACACGACCGUCGACGACCAGCGCGUCGGCCCGCACGCGUUCUUGAUGGAUUUGGCGUCGCCGGGCGUGUCGACGGGCGACAUGGGCGUCAAGACGACGGGCAACGACCUCGACAACGCCUGGAUCGCCUUCGACAACGUGCGCGUGCCGCGGACCGCGCUGCUCAACGGCCACUGCGACGUCGACGAGGCCACGGGCGGCUACGUGCUCAAGACGCAGGGCGUCAAGCCCUUCGAGAUGAUCGGCCAGCGGCUGUACACGGGCCGCGUCGCCGUCGCCCAGGCCGCGCUCGCGUUCCGGUCCCAGCUCUUCGACGUGACCAAGGCCUACGCGGACAACAAGUCGAUCCCCGACGUCGCGCGGACGGGCGCGGCGCCGAAGCUCUCGGGCAUCCCCCAGCUCAAGGCGCUCUUCGCCGAGGCCGACGAGACCGCGGCGCUCCUCGAGGACUUCGUGAACAAGUGCGAGGACCGGCUCGCGCCCCUGCUGCGCACGGGCGCCGUGCCCGACGAGGAGUUGGCGCACGCCAUCGCGACGGCCAAGGUCAAGGCCGUCGAGCACUCCAUCGACCUGGCCUGGCGCCUCAAGCAGGAGGUCGGCUCCUACGCCCUCAUGGGCUCGUCGGGCUUCAAGCACCUCGACUUCCUCAACUGCUGCAAGUUCGCCGAGGGCGACUCGCGCAUCCUCAUGCAGAAGAUGGCGCGCGACCGCCUCCGCAAGUUCGCGGCGGACCUCAAGGCGGGCGCCGCGGACGACGGCACCGAGGAGGCGAGGCUCGCCGGCGAGCUCGCGGCGGCCCUCGCGCCGGCCCGGGGCGACAAGGCGCAGCAGGCCGCGCUCUGGGACGAGCACUACCUCCUCGUCUACGCCCUCGCGGAGCAGAUGAUGGACCGCACGAUCCGCGAGUUCUAG
Aureococcus anophagefferens is the source of this 3459-nucleotide messenger RNA. RefSeq lists its product as hypothetical. Gene Ontology annotation, biological process: lipid homeostasis; fatty acid beta-oxidation using acyl-CoA oxidase. Gene Ontology annotation, molecular function: acyl-CoA oxidase activity; FAD binding; fatty acid binding. The record is from RefSeq and is a predicted model, not a curated record. Gene Ontology annotation, cellular component: peroxisome. Lineage: Eukaryota; Pelagophyceae; Pelagomonadales; Pelagomonadaceae. The transcript has 3 exons. The coding region runs from base 1 to 3459 and encodes 1152 amino acids.